AUGGGCAAGGAAGAUGGUACGGCAUCUAGCACCCAAACUGUUGUGGAUUUUACGCAUCCUCUAUAUCUUCAUCCGUCCGACACUCAGUCGGUCACAUUAGUAUCUCAAGUAUUGCGAGGAGCUGAAAACUAUGAGGUUUGGAGCCGGUCAAUCACCCUUGCUCUGCUGGCCAAAAACAAAAUGGGGAUUAUUGAUGGCACAUGUACCAGAGAAGAUCAAGAUCCCCAUCUCUGUGAUCUCUGGGAUAGGUGCAACGCGAUUGUUUUAUCCUGGCUAAUCAACUCGGUGGACAAGCAGAUAGCCACCAGCAUCGUGUUUUCGAAUAGCGCUAGACUCGUCUGGCUCGAUUUAAAGGAUCGUUUUCAUAAGGCUGAUGGCAUGCGUAUUUUUACUCUGCAUAAGAUGAUUAACUCAAUCAUCCAAGGCACUAUGAACGUUUCAGAAUACUACACAAAACUAAAAGAUCUCUGGGAGUAG
Molecule: messenger RNA, 477 nt
Organism: Neltuma alba
Lineage: Eukaryota; Viridiplantae; Streptophyta; Magnoliopsida; Fabales; Fabaceae
Exons: 1
Coding region: 1-477 (158 amino acids)
Source: RefSeq, a predicted model, not a curated record